Erpetoichthys calabaricus (reedfish) is the source of this 1841-nucleotide messenger RNA. RefSeq names its product aspartate beta-hydroxylase domain containing 1 (gene asphd1). The transcript is spliced from 6 exons. NCBI's taxonomy places the organism in Eukaryota, Metazoa, Chordata, Cladistia, Polypteriformes, Polypteridae. Bases 341 to 1405 code for a protein of 354 amino acids. The record is from RefSeq and is a predicted model, not a curated record.
GUGGCAGUACGGAAUUGCGUCGCUGUAGGGGCGAUGCUGUUUGUUGAGCUCCCGUGAUGCACUAACUCAUCGCUCCUUAGGCGGUGCUCUCUGUGUUUCACUGACCUGUGGAGGAUUCGGAUUCUCCACCGGUCCACUCACCUUCCUUUCUUUUCUUUCGUUCUUGCAUUCUUUCCUGCACCAAACCCAGAAAGUCUCGGGACCCUCCAGUCCGCAGAGCCUCCCUCUCGUACAUUUCCGGCUUUUCCCGUAGCGCAUCUUCGUGAGCAGAAGCAACAUCAUUCACAAAGAUGACGAGCGACUGAGUUAACGGCCACAGAACCCGGAUACACAGUCAGCGAUGCAGUGGGAUUUGGAAGCCAUGAUUUCGCUCCUCCUGUCCCGCACCCCAAAGCCGGAGCUGGGGUCUCGGCCGCUGCUGGCCCUGCUGGCCGGCCUGUUCGUCCUCUUCUUGUGGUACUGCUAUCGGAUUGGGACGGACGACCAGGAGCCGGACAGCUCCAGCAGCAGGCGAGCCAGGGGUCGGAUAAAAGCGCUGGGUGUGUCCGGAGCCAUGGGCGGUGAGGUUGGACUGGGAAUUAUCGGCAUCACCCCAUCGGAGCACGGCUACUUCUCUCCGAUAAGUGCCGGCCAUCCUUUCCAAGACCUGGACCAGGUGUCGCCAGGCCGACGCAAGCUGUACAGGAGUCUGCAGGACUACGCCAAGCGCUACUCGUGGUCUGGCAUGGGACGAGUCCACAAGGGGGUGCGAGAGCAGGCUCGCUACCUCUCUGACCGCCUGUCCAUCCAGAAGCCCAAGCUCUUCUACCUGCCUGAUGUGCCAAGCAUGCCAUACUUCACACGGGAUGCCCAGCGGCAUGAUAUUGAGGUGCUGGAGGCCAGCUUUCCUGCCAUCUUGGCCGAGUUUGAGGUGGUCUACCAGCGUGGACUGGAGGGCAAACUGGGGUGGACCAGUGGAGGUACACAGGCUAAGGGCCACUUCUCCUUCUUCCUCUUCACAAAGGGGGUGUGGGUGCCCCAGAACUGCCGCAGCUGUCCCCGCACCUACCGCGUCCUCAGCUCCCUCCGCACCUUCAUCAACGGAAACAUCUUUGGCAAUGCCGGCUUCUCCCUUCUGCAGCCUGGCACCAGCCUGCCAGGGACCUACGGGCCCACCAACACCCGCCUGCGCUGUCAUCUGGGUCUGAAGGUGCCCACAGGGUGUGAGCUGGUGGUGGGCGGCGAGCCACAGUGCUGGUCGGAGGGCUACUGCCUCCUGGUGGACGACUCCUUUCUGCACACGACGGCUCAUAACGGAAGCCCCGAGGACGGCCCCUGCGUGGUCUUCACUGUCGAUCUCUGGCACCCCAACGUGGCUGCUGCUGAGAGACAAGCCUUGGAUUACAUCUUUGCCCCUGGCCGGUGAAGCAGACGUCCAUUUGAGACCACCGACCCACCAACCCCUCCACCAUACCCUGUCCACUGCUGUGCUUCCAGAGCGUAGACCUCCGAGAGACUAGACCCCAACAGCUGGGGGGGGAUGUGACCACCUCCCAACGUUCCUGACCAGACCCUGGCAUCCUGGGUGGUCCCAAGAGACGUCUGCCUCUUACACUCGAGUGCCUGUCGUCGAGGGUCUGCUUUGUAUCCGGCAUGACGGCGGCCUGGAGGACAUGUGAUCAUAACGACGCACUUCGAUAAAACUCACCGAGAAAUGGGGUGUCAAAUCAGACCGUCCCACUCGAGCGUCCAUCAGUCUGUCUCUGUGCCCCCCACUCACCUCUGUGUCGUCCAUCCAUCCCCUCUCUGUAUAACAAUUGCAGUUUUUAUUGGAAAUGAAUAACAGAAAAAGAAAAAAAAUC